AUGACCCAGAGAGGUGAGGGGUGUGGAUUUUUCGCCUUACUGACAAAGGCUGCCCUGGACGAAGGCUCACUCAGCCCCAGUGACCUCUUGACCCUUUUCAAGCAGCCGGCCCCCGAGACGCGGUCAGCCGUGCGCGCGGCCGAGCUUCUGGACAACACUGUGGAGAUCAUCCGGCAGAUGGUGUACACCCAGGAGAUGGAGCUGAAGAACAUCACGGAGCUGCUGACCCCCCAGGACUUGCAGGCGCUGGCCGAGGCGACAGGCUGCUCCACUCAGACCCAACCCCCCCACUGCGGCCUCUCCUGCUUCGACAGCAAGUACCGCACCAUCACCGGAGCCUGCAACAACCGGAAGUUCCCUCUGUGGGGUGCCUCGAACACGCCCUACGUGCGCUGGCUGCCUGCGGAGUACGAUGACGGAUUCUCUCUGCCGCGCGGCUGGAACUCCGAGAGACUGCAUCACGGCUUCACCCUGCCACCGGUGCGCCGCGUGUCUCACGAGGUGCUGUACACACGGAACGAAAACAUCUCUUUGGACGAGAGCUACUCCCACAUGCUGGUGGAGUGGGGCCAAUGGAUCGAUCAUGACCUCGACCUGACCCCGCAGAGUGCCAGUACUGCGGCCUUCCACAGCGGGGCUGACUGCUCUCGAUCCUGCACCCAGCGCAGCCCCUGCUUCCCAAUACAGAUCCCUGUGGAUGACCCUCGCUCCUGUGGGGAGGUGGAAUGCAUGCCAUUUUUCCGCUCAGCCCCUGCGUGUGUCGGCAGCGGGGAGGGUCAGUCGGGUCUGGCCGGACUCCUGUCCGGUCGGCUGGGCCCAAGGGAGCAGCUCAACAGCAUCAGCUCAUUCGUGGACGCCAGUGUUGUGUACGGGAGCUCUGCACCCCUCGCCAUGGCCCUGCGAAACCAGUCCUCCCAGCGUGGCCUACUCGCCGUCAACCAGCACGCCUCGGACCAGGGCCUCGCCUACUUGCCCUACCUGCAGAGCGGCCACCAGGACCCCUGCAGCCGGCCUCGCAACCACAGUGCUGAUGAGCCAGCCAGCAACACCACCUCCUGCUUCAAAGCAGGUGAUUCCCGUGCAAAUGAGCACUUGGGAAUGCAGGCUCUCCACACCCUGUUCCUCAGGGAGCACAACCGGCUGGCUCUGGAGCUGGGGAAGGUGAACCCCCACUGGAGCGGAGAGACCAUCUACCAGGAGACCCGCAAACUGCUGGGAGCUGUGCACCAGGUGCUGACGUGGAGAGAUUACCUCCCUCGUAUCCUGGGCCCUGACUCCUCCCCUAAGCUCCUCCCCCCCUACACUGGGUACCGCCCCCUCGCUGACCCACGCAUUGCCAACGUGUUCGCCACUGCCGCCUUCCGGUUCGCUCACGUCACCAUCCAACCACAGCUUUUCCGAUUGGACCAGAACUACUCGCAGAGCCCCGCCCACCCCAACAUCCAGCUCCACCAAUCAUUCUUCUCGUCCUGGAGGCUGGUGCACGAGGGAGGAGUGGACCCGCUGAUCCGAGGGCUGGUUCUGAACCCGGCCAAGCUGCAGACUCAGACCCAGAUGAUGCCAGAGGAGCUGACAGAGAGGCUGUUCCAGGCCCAGGGGGCGCUGUCCCUCGAUCUUGCCUCCCUCAAUCUGCAGAGGGGCCGGGACCAUGGGCUGCCAGGGUACAAUGCCUGGCGCCGGCUGUGCGGUCUGUCGGCCCCUCGCAAUGUCUCGGAGCUGGGGUCCGUGCUGAGCAGCCCCUCCCUGGCGGAGAAGCUCUCUGCUCUCUACGGGACCCCCGAAAACAUUGACGUGUGGAUAGGAGCCAUCUCGGAGCCCCUACUGCGGGGGGCGCGGGUGGGGGCUCUGCUCGCCUGCCUGCUGGGGAGGCAGUUCAGGGAGCUACGUGACGGAGACAGGUUCUGGUGGGAGAGGGAGGGCGUGUUCUCAGCUGCUCAGCGUUCGGAGCUCCGCAGGGUGUCUCUGUCACGCAUCAUCUGUGACAACACGAGAAUCCAGCGCCUUCCCCGUGACGUCUUCAUCAGGAACCAGUACCCACAGGACUUCCUGUCAUGUGACAGUGCGGCCAUCCCUCGACUCCACCUGUCAGCCUGGAAGGAGGAGACACGCGGUACCCUAAACCAGUCCCCUCUCCCCACCCCACACCACUCCCCUCACUCUCCUCUCUCUCAGACCUGCAGUGUGGUGCACUCCCCUCUCCCUACCCCACACCACUCCUCUCACUCUCCUCUCUCAGACCUGCAGUGUGGUGCACGCCCCUCUCCCCACCCCACACCACUCACCUCAAUCUCCUCUCUCAGACCUGCAGUGUGGUGCGCUCCCCUGUGUCGAUCACUCUCUCUCCUCACUGUCUCUCUCCUCACUCUCCUCUCUCAGACCUGCAGUGUGGUGCGCUCCCCCGUGUCGAUCACUCUCUCUCCUCACUCUCCUCUCUCAGACCUGCAGUGUGGUGCGCUCCCCCGUGUCGAUCACUCUCUCUCCUCACUGUCUCUCUCCUCACUCUCCUCUCUCAGACCUGCAGUGUGGUGCGCUCCCCCGUGUCGAUCACUCUCUCUCCUCACUCUGUCUCUCUCCUCACUCUCCUCUCUCAGACCUGCAACCUGCAGUGUGGUGCGCUCCCCCGUGUCGCUCACUCUCUCUCCUCACUCUCCUCUCUCAGACCUGCAGUGUGACCUGCAGUGUGGUGCGCUCCCCCGUGUCGAUCAUUCCUUCUCUGUUCGUUGUGGGCGCUCCGUGUUCUUCGAGUGUCAUCCCGGCUACCGCCUAGAGGGGCUGCCGUCUGUGACCUGCGAUCCCGAGCGAGGGGAGUGGAGUCAGCCAACGCCCAUCUGCCACGGGCACUGGAAGUGGUUCAUCAUUACCGCAGUGAUCACCGUGAUUGGCAGUGCCGUACUGAUCUCCCUGCUGGUCACAUGUCACAGAAGGUUCUCAGAGAAGAGACGGAGCCCCCUGAUUGGUGGGCAGUGUAAAGGGGGCUGCCUUGGACAGGAAGGAGGUCCAGACAACACAGGAGGAAUCCACUGA
Molecule: messenger RNA, 3024 nt
Organism: Polyodon spathula (Mississippi paddlefish)
Lineage: Eukaryota; Metazoa; Chordata; Actinopteri; Acipenseriformes; Polyodontidae
Gene: epx
Product: eosinophil peroxidase
Exons: 15
Coding region: 1-3024 (1007 amino acids)
Biological process (GO): response to oxidative stress
Molecular function (GO): heme binding; peroxidase activity
Source: RefSeq, a predicted model, not a curated record